UCUUGUGCUUCCAAAAUUGAAGCACUUCUAAAUAGCCACCCUUCUAUGUCUUUCAACAAUUGAUUAUAUAUAUAGCUUGUUUGGAAAUCUUCUACAAUUGAUUUUAAAAUCAAAUUAAUUCUGACAAGAAACUCAUGUGAGUAGUUUCUGAGUGUCAGAAUUGACUCCGAGAAAAAACAAGUUUUGCUUAGUCAGAAAAACCAAGGUUUAGGAAACCAACAAGCAUCCGUUUCAUUACUAAAUUUCUCCCCUCUGAGGCUUAAAAAAACAGAAACUUAUCCAGCUAAUGUAUCAAUAGUCAAAUUCCAAAUUGUCUAUUUUAUAUUGUUAACAUUUUGCAUAUAUUAUAACAACUAUUACUCUUUCCUUCUGCAUCAUUUCUCAAUCAUUUAGAAGCAGAGAUCAUGGGAGGGUGUUUUUCUUGUAGAUCAUCCUCCAAGAACUCCAAAUCAAACAGUGUUAGACUAGUUCAUCUCAGUGGCUAUGUAGAGGAUUUUGAGCAACCAAUUUCAGUGAGUCAAGUCACUGGAAACAGUGGAAACCCCACAAGUCAUUUUGUUUGCACUUCUGUUCAGCUUCUUUCCUCUUGCUCAAAAUCACUUAAGGGAGACACACAACUCCAACCAGGGAAUGUGUACUUCAUGCUUCCAUACUCAAUUCUUCAACCUGAUGUUUCUCCUGUGGAUUUGGCUUCCCUUGCAAAGAGGCUCACAUCAAUAGCCAAAACAAGAAGAAGAUCAUGUGAUGAGGACAAAAAGUCCUUGAAGGCUAGUCCUUUGGCUAGUCAAAUUGGGUUGAGCAAUGUUUGGAGUUCACCUUCUAGGAGCCCUGGCAGAGUUGGUGUGGCUGAGGAAAUUGGACUGGCUUAUGGAGGAAGAAGUGUUUCUGGAGUGAGGCCAUGGAAACCUAUCUUGGGCACUAUUAGGGAGAAGUCACUCAAUAGGAGAAGUGAGUCAGAUUUGCUAGAAAAUCGUUGAUGUUUGCAAGGCCUUGGAAGAAGACAUGUAAGAUGGUUUGAUUUUUAAUUUUCUUUUCUUACUCAAGAUAUCUCACAGCCGAUAGGCGUGAGACUACUCACCCGCCCCAUAAUAGUCAGUGCACUAAGAUGUAGGGGCUGGCUUGAUGAAUCUCUUGUGAGUGAAAGGAAAAUAUGAAAUUUGAGGCUGUUGCUUUUGAAAAUUUUCUUGUGUCUUAUUCUCCUACUUUGUACUUAAGAAUGUUUCUGAAAGUCCAAAUGUUUAAGCACUUAAGAUAAUUCAGUCUGCAGAUUUCAUGCCCUUUGGGCCAUUCAA
Molecule: messenger RNA, 1292 nt
Organism: Lotus japonicus
Lineage: Eukaryota; Viridiplantae; Streptophyta; Magnoliopsida; Fabales; Fabaceae
Exons: 1
Coding region: 405-977 (190 amino acids)
Source: RefSeq, a predicted model, not a curated record